This is a messenger RNA of Megalobrama amblycephala (Wuchang bream), 1753 nucleotides long. It is a transcript of the gene paqr4b, whose product is annotated as progestin and adipoQ receptor family member IVb. Gene Ontology annotation, molecular function: signaling receptor activity. Gene Ontology annotation, cellular component: membrane. The record is from RefSeq and is a predicted model, not a curated record. NCBI's taxonomy places the organism in Eukaryota, Metazoa, Chordata, Actinopteri, Cypriniformes, Xenocyprididae.
GCCAUUAUUUAUUACUUUUUAAUUUCUUGUGGUAAGGCUAUGUAUGGUUUUGAAUAAAUACAAAUAAACUCUAAAUCCAACCCUCAUUCUUUCAUUUAAAUCCAGUUUUCCUUAGACUUUAUAUAGGACAGCUUCAAAAAAAAUGUCCCGGGAUUAUCAUAUUGACAGUUUCUGAAAUAAAUGUCAGUAAUAAGAAAUAAAAAGCAGAUGUGUCAUAGUCUACCAGCAGGCUAGUGUUUGUACUUAAGGAACUGUAAUCUUCCAUGAGCUGACCCCUGCUGAGCCUGACUGCUGCCUGCUGAUUGGCUACACACUAAGUAGCAGUAAAUUGGCCCACAGCUUCUCUGCAAGCAACAAGCUGCUGCAGUUCUACCUGUCAGUACUUCCAGGACAAUGGGUAUCUGGUGUCAGAAAGUAACUUUUACAAUCACUAGUUAGCUAAAAAUAGCUAGUUAGCAAAAACUAGCUCACUAUGCAUUCAUAGCUUGAUUUAAGACAUUUGAAGAGAUCACAGGCUUUCCUCCCAAAGGAAGAUGAAGAAGGUGGUCAAGGACACCCGAGCAUAUUUAACUUUUUCUACUAUGGAUUUAUUUGCUGGGCCAAAACUUUUGGAUUUUAAGAAUUCACCACCACAUCUUCAGUUCAACAAGUAUGUCCUGACAGGAUACCGGCCUAUAUCUACUUACAGAGACUGUCUGCGAAGUUUGUUCUAUCUGCAUAAUGAAUUUGGGAACAUCUAUACACAUGGUAUCCCCUUCAUAUGUUUUUUGCUGUUUUUGCCUGUGAGUAUACCGUGGGCUGAAGUUGAUGAGUGGUGGAUUGGUGUGGUGCAUUAUCUGGCUUGUCUGUCUCCCACUGUUUGUUCAGUCUUCUACCAUCUCUUCAUGAACCAUGAGGGUGGAGCGCCUAUUUAUGACACACUGCUGUGCUUUGACAUGGUUGGCGUCUGUCUUGUCAACACUCUUGGUGCUCUGCCAAUCAUUUACAUAACUUUGUUGUGUUAUCCAUCUUCCCGUCGUGUGGCGAUGUUGGCAUAUCUCCUCCUCUCUGGCUAUGGUGUUCACUGUGCUGUCACUGCACGAAGUAACGUGCAUCGCCUGCAAUCUUUCGUCUGGCAGGCGUUUUUCCGCUUCCUUCUCUUUAUGUUGCGUCUGACUGGCGCAGGCAGAGGAAGCCCUGGCUCCCUUCGUCUCUACUUCACCAUGGAUGCUCUGGCAUUGCUAGGAGGACUUGUCAAUAUCUCCCGCCUGCCCGAACGUUUCAGUCCUGGACGGUUCGACUACUGGUUAAACAGUCACCAAAUAAUGCACAUCAUGGUCAUCCUGUCCAUUCUGUACUUACACUGGGGCAUGCUGGAGGAUUUAACUUGGUUGAAGGUAUAUCACUGUCCUAGUGAAUAAACUUGCAGAGUGAUAUGAUAUUUAAAGAAAUCUCGGAGUGAUGGUGGUCAUAUCAAUUGUUAAUGUAAUGGUAAUUUCUUUGAUAUAUAUUCCAAUUUACAUCUACAAAAUGACAGAUGAAUUUAUACCACAGACGUUGAUGGGCACACAACCUGUGAUGUCAACGACAAUAUAUGGAAAGAGUCCCUUUUCUUUUAAAAGUUGAUAGGCCUAUAUAUUAUGCACGCACAAUUAUAUGGUUAGUUGAAUUGUACACAAUUUGCAUUUAGCACUGUUUUUCACUCCUGGCUACAGCCAUAUAAGAACAGACCUAUUUUUGUGUUGAGAACCAAAGAAAACCAUUGUACAAAUCC